CGGCUGAGGCAGGCGCUCACUGAGCAGUGUCCCCCAUGUCGGACGGCCCCUGGGUGGGCAGCUGGAGGCCCCACCGCCCUCGGGCCCCCAUCGCCGCCCUCUACACCAGCCCCGGGCCCAAGUAUGGGCUCCCCUCCAGCGUCGGCUUCUUCGAGCACGACCCGUGCCGGACCCGCGCUCCCGCGUUCAGCUUCGGGCUGCGGGCGGCGGAGCUGCCGCAGCACCGGAGCCCGGGCCCCGUGUACCUGCUGCCUUGGGGCAGCACCGCCCGCGGCCUCGGCGGGGCCCCCGCGUUCUCCAUCUGCGGCCGGCCCCGGGACCUGCUGCCCUUCAGCACCCCCGGGCCAGGCCGGUACUCGGUGGAGCGCGCAGCCAGGAUCGUGUUCCCCACGGCCCCCGCCUGCUCCCUGAGCCCCCGCACCCGGCACGAGGCCGUGCAGCACACACCGGGCCCCUCUGCCUAUCACCUGCCCCCCAUGCUGGGCCCACAUCUUGUGAGCAAGACCUCAGCCCCCAGCUACUCCAUGACGGGGCGCAGCACUGUCGGCAGCUUCUAUGAGGACCUGUGCAAGAAUCCAGGCCCAGGCCGGUACCGCACAGUGGACACAGACGUGUACAAGCACCGGGCACCGCGGUUCUCCAUGGUGGCGCGGAACGUGCCGCCGGGGGACAAAACCGCCAAACCAGGCCCCGCCGCCUACAGCCCCCAACAGAGCCGGCCCCAGGGAGUGACCUUUGGUAUCCGCCACUCUGAGUACCUGGCGCCGCUCAUCGUGGACGUGCCCGACUAG
Melopsittacus undulatus (budgerigar) is the source of this 791-nucleotide messenger RNA. RefSeq names its product ciliary microtubule associated protein 1B (gene CIMAP1B). The coding region runs from base 36 to 791 and encodes 251 amino acids. NCBI's taxonomy places the organism in Eukaryota, Metazoa, Chordata, Aves, Psittaciformes, Psittaculidae. Gene Ontology annotation, cellular component: cytoskeleton. The record is from RefSeq and is a predicted model, not a curated record. The transcript has 6 exons.